Gekko japonicus is the source of this 1651-nucleotide messenger RNA. It is a transcript of the gene PWWP3A, whose product is annotated as PWWP domain-containing protein MUM1. NCBI's taxonomy places the organism in Eukaryota, Metazoa, Chordata, Lepidosauria, Squamata, Gekkonidae. The transcript is spliced from 8 exons. The annotation marks the transcript as partial. The record is from RefSeq and is a predicted model, not a curated record.
GAAGGGGAGCUGCAGCAGGAGGGGGCGGGGCAACGUGCCGUCAUUGAGCGGCGACACAAAACUAGUAGGCUGGGCUGAGGACCCCUCCCCUUGGAAUGCGGGUUCGAAUCCCGUCGCCCGCAAUUUUCGCGCUGAGAAUGCCUGAAGCUUGGAGGCACUUCCUUUAACUUCAACUUGGUAUACCCUCACCCAAAGCAGCUAUGAAUGCUGCAGAAUACAUCUUGUUGGAGAGGAAGAAGCGCUUGUGGCCAGCGAAGGUUUUGUCUAGGGUCUGUACUUCCCAACCACAGCAGGCUCAUAAAGGUGCGGCGACCUACUACUUGGUUGAAAUCCUCGGUCUGAAAGAACAAGCCAAUGUGUGCUGUAAAGAUGUUGAGCUCUUGACAGAGGAGAGCAUCGAAUGCAUCGCUGCCAAGUUAGGUCAGAGCACAAAAGGCCACGAUAACGUGGAAGAGAUAAUUUAUCGGCGAGCUCUUCGGGAAGCUCUGGAUGUUUUGCGAGAAGCCACGCCCUCCAAAGAAGGAAGCCCUUCAAAGGCUACAAGAAGUAAAGCAUCCACUUGGAAGGAAACCAAAGAACGUGCGGAUGGCCGCUGGCCACCUUCCUCUCGAAAUGACACGCCGAAGCGGGAAGGAGAGACUGGCGAGGCAUCCGCGGCACCAUCCUCCGUGGGUACCCGAAAUAAAUGCAGUCGUCAUUCCAGGGGGGAAGCCAAGGGACCUUCCGGUGCCAAAUCACACGGGUCAAAAUCAAGAGUCCUUUUGAGAAACGGGGAGUUGAACGGCCGGCCCCAGCGUGCAUCCAAGGCAAAAUCGCCAGAGACGCCUGAGAAAGACGCCACGCUGAAACCGCCGCCCAGCCCCAGCCCGAGCAGAAGAUCGCCACGCUUCUCCAGUGGGCGAGAGAGGCGCCCUCCAGACGGGGCCGGCAGGGAAAGGCGUUCCCCCUCGUCUCCUUCGAAAUGCUUUGCUAGAACCAGCACACCAGCCCGCUCCUCGCACAACUGUGCCAAGUCAACUCCAGGCAGAAAACCGGGUGGUAAACGGGGCCUUAGAGGGAUCCGGCUGGGGUCGCCUGUGAAAUGUCCUUCGGCUGAAGCAGAGAAGGGUCUCUCUGAGAAAGAAGAGUUUCCACCGAGGAAGUACAGCAAAGACUUGGCUGGCGAGAGGCAUCCCCAUGACUCAAGAGGUACCGGUCAGACACAGAUCCCCGCGGUGUCCUCUCUUUCCCGGGAGAGAAGACGUGCGAGUCGUCACGAGGGCUCAUCCGGCAGCCCGGAUCCUGUUGGACCCGUUUUGGAUGGCAUCCGAGAGGAAAGCCUGCAUCCGUGGACAGAUGAAGCAAAAAACUUCCAGCUGUGUGAUCUGGAAGGAAAAGGCCUCGGGUCUCUCUCUGAGCCGGCAUUGAGACCUAUCGGAGAGUUAGGUCUCAGCUCAGUUUUCGGGGAUGAAGAAGAAGCUGAGGAUGAAGAAGAACUCCCCAGUAUCCUCCUGCAUCAAGAGCCACGCGCAAUGGAAGCGGGGAUGCUGGUUUGGUGCAAGUUUCAAAGAUACCCGUAUUGGCCUGCUGUGGUGAAGAGCGUGAAGCGGAAAGCUAAGAAGGCCAGUGUGCAGUUCAUAGAGAAGCAUAUGAAUGACAAGAAGUCCAAAGG